AUGAAUAAGUUUGUGUACUUUCCACUGACUCUUCUAACAUACCUGCUCAUCAUAUUAGUGAAUUUGACUUUGAUCAUUACAAUCAUUCUUGAAAAAGGCCUUCAUGAGCCUAUGUACAUAUUUCUGUGUAAUCUGUGUAUUAAUGCACUGUAUGGAACUGCUGGUUUCUACCCCAGGUUCUUAUCAGACCUUCUGUCAGAUGACCAAGUGAUAUCAUAUGGUGGAUGUGUGACUCAAGGUUUUGUAAUAUACACAUCGGUCAUGUGUGAGAUUACUCUGUUAACAGCAAUGGCUUAUGACCGGUAUGUAGCAAUAUGCAAACCUUUACAAUAUCAUACAUUACUAGCACCUGUAACUGUGGGAAAAAUAAUUAUCUUUGCUUGGUUAACUUUGUUUGAUGUCUUAAAUGGCUUUUAUGGAGACCAAAAUAUGCCACUUAACCUGCGUAAUCUGAUGGCUUUGCAAUUCCUUAUUAUACCACCUGUAUUUAAUCCUGUUAUUUAUGGUCUCAACCUGCAGAAGGUUCGAACAGCAGUGUUUACAAGGAAAGACAAAAUUAGCUACCAAAAAUAA
Messenger RNA from Osmerus eperlanus (European smelt), 573 nucleotides. RefSeq names its product olfactory receptor 6N1-like. Gene Ontology annotation, biological process: detection of chemical stimulus involved in sensory perception of smell; G protein-coupled receptor signaling pathway. The record is from RefSeq and is a predicted model, not a curated record. Bases 1 to 573 code for a protein of 190 amino acids. Lineage: Eukaryota; Metazoa; Chordata; Actinopteri; Osmeriformes; Osmeridae. Gene Ontology annotation, molecular function: odorant binding; olfactory receptor activity; G protein-coupled receptor activity. Gene Ontology annotation, cellular component: membrane. The transcript has 2 exons.